AUGACAGAAGAUGAAAAGAAAAAAAUCAUAUUACAGUGGCGAGAAAAAGACCUUCAAAAAUGUUUAUACGAGAAAGACUUCAUGUCUUUAGCGAAAAGCAAAAUAGAAAGUUGGAAAAAUGAGCUUGUAAAUGUUGCAGUUUUAGGACGCACCGGAGUCGGAAAAUCGCGAUUUAUAAAUGCAAUUAGAGACUGUCAGUCAGAGAAGGAAUCAGAUUAUGCACCAACAGGAUCAACUGAAACAACUUCUACACCUAAAGCAUAUCCUCAUCCGAGGAAUAAGCUCCUUCAAUUAUGGGACUUACCUGGAAUUGGAACUAAAAAUUUUCCUCGGAAAGACUAUAUUAGACAUGAAAAGAUAAGAUUUUAUUCCUACGAUAUCUACAUUAUUAUGGCGUCGGAUAGAUUUACAGAGGACGAAGUUUUCUUUGCCGAGAAACUCGAUGAAUCCGGAAAAGUAUUCAUAUUUGUACGUUCAAGAGUUGAUAUAAAUUUAGAUGGCGUCGAUGAUAUGGAAGCCGAAGUAAAUAAGAUAAGGAAGGAUUGUGAGGAGAUAGUUAAGACGUCGACGGUAAAAUCAAAAGAUGUGUACUUGAUAUCAAGCAAAUUGGUUGACCACCGAUAUCUUGACUUCCCGAAGUUAAUAGAACGGCUUGUCGAAAAGUCAUCUGGAUUGAAGAAAGAAGCAGUGAUGUAUUCAUUACAAUACAAUACCAAGAAAAUGAUAAAUGGUAAGGCAGGUGCGUUGGAAUCAAGAUUAGUAUGGACAGGUUUAAAGGCUGCGUUUGGUGCUGCAAUACUUGUGCCCGACCUUUCUCUUACAGUGGACUAUCGUUCGAUCUCCAGUGAGAUGGAGUUCUAUCGAAAGACAUUAGGCAUUACCGACAGUGACCUACAGGACUUGGCAAAAAUAACAGGGAAAACUGUUGAUGUUCUGAAGCAUGAAUACAAACUUCAAACGUUUGAUAUUUUCAAAAUAACGACGAAGGACGUUACCGAACUAGGUAUGCAAUUUGCACCUUACUUGAAACAUAUUUCUAUGUCAGAGGCGUUGGAGUCGACGGUUAAAUCCCUACCCGUGAUCAGCUCUGCGCUAGGCUUUGGAAUAUCUUUUGCAACAGCAUACUGCUUUUUAAGAUCAAAUCUACAUCUCAUGUUGGAGGACGCUAGAACAAUGUUUGACAUUCUUCUGAAGGAAACAGGCAGUGAAAUAUUGUAUAUCAAUUAG
Messenger RNA from Mercenaria mercenaria, 1227 nucleotides. RefSeq names its product interferon-inducible GTPase 1-like. Gene Ontology annotation, molecular function: GTP binding. The record is from RefSeq and is a predicted model, not a curated record. The transcript has a single exon. The coding region runs from base 1 to 1227 and encodes 408 amino acids. Lineage: Eukaryota; Metazoa; Mollusca; Bivalvia; Venerida; Veneridae. Gene Ontology annotation, cellular component: membrane.